AUGGCGAUGACGCAGCAAUCUCCAAACUUAGCGAGGUCGCGCUACAAUGCCGCCUUCACUUCAUCAAUCUUCGAGCCACCUUCGUCGCAAAGCGCCUCGGGCUUCGUGCCAGCAGGCAAACGCCGGGAUCAGACGACGGGAGAGCUCUUCGGGAAUUAUGACGAGAAGGACCUCAGAGCCAUGCCGAAGACCUUUGUUCCCAAGGAGGACAACAUGUCGGCCCGCCGGCGGAAGCAGCAGUUCCUUUGUUCCCAGGUCCUGCCUGCCAGCAACUACCCGGCUCCCGUACCUGAGGCAAGAGCGCAGAAGCCCAACGCCGGCUAUGUCGAGGACGAAGACGACGAGUCUCGGGUAGACACGGCAAUGGUGCGGCAGAUGCAUCUCUCAUCGAAUAUGUUUGGCCGGUCCGCUCCGGAGGUGAGUGCCGAGACGGUCCAUGACCGUGGGAACCGGCUGAUGCCCAACGACUUCGUCUGGCACAGCCACCCGGAGAAGCCAGUGUCGCCAAAGCACAAAGAUGGCAAGACACACGCAGACAGGGCCUACGAGCAGAAGUGCUCCCAGGUCUUCGAGUACCAAUCCCCUGAGGUGCGGAAGAUGCACGCGGACCAGAAGCGCCAGGCUGAGAACCAGGGCUGCUGCCUACAUCGCCUCGCCUUUGUCGCCAUGCUGUUUCAGUGGGAGCAGUUCUUCUGGAGCUACCUGGUCCUUGGACCAUACCUCAUGACGUACUCUUGGCCACCAGCUUGCACCCAGAAAGGGCAGGAGGCCAACGGCACAGGCCUGUUUUCAACUCAGCACUUUGUGUUGUGGAAGCUUGUCCCCCUUUCCUUGGGGUCCUUAAGUUUUUGGAUUCGGCUCUUCGCUGGCUUUGUCGCGCUUAGCCAGGCCACCACUCAGGUGCUGCUGCAGCAGCCAAACCUCGCGGACCCGGCCAAUCCAUUCGGCCACGUGAGCCAGAGCGCCAUCGGCCUUUGCAUCGGAACCGGGGUGUCCGGUGCCUUCUUCUGCGCCCUCUCGGAACCUGUUGGCGUGCUGGUGCUGCAGCUGUGGGGAGUCUACUCCAUCUACACUUGGUGGGUUGUGUCAGUUGACAACUACUCCCCGCCAUGGCACAAGGAAGACCACUGGGAAGGAAUCUGGAACAGUUUGACAGGGGGCAACGACUGUGUCAUCGCGAUCUACCUCCUGUGCUUGGGGAUGUUUUUGGGCCACGCAUGCGUGCGAUGGCCGCGGCAGCUCAGCCACUUCCUGGCUGGCGUUUCUGGUGCUGCCGCUGGGGCCCAUGUGACCGUGCAAGCCAUCUACUUCGUGUGGACGGAGGAUGGGAUCAAUGGCGCGCUGGUCUAUGGGCUUUUGGUUCAGAAUCGUGUCCAGUGGUGCACGGCCCGCUCUUCCUGCCAGAUCUUCUUCUACACCUUCUGGGUUCUGGUCAUCGUGAGCCUCAUCACGCAGUACUUUGUGGCCAGCUUCGUUGGCCUCGCACGUCCACACAAGCCUUUCGAGCCCAAGAAGUUCCGGCACCCGAGCGAGGGCAACCCGGUGGCAUCCAGCUUGGAAGACGGACUGCCGCCGAAGGAGGAUGAAGAGGAUGAGAAGGAAGUUGACGAUCCAAAGUGCUUCUGGAUGAGGGACCCAAAGAACACUUGGGCCUCCAACUUGGCCACGCCCUGCUCCACCUGGAUCUUCCUCUUCUUCGUGGUGCUGUUGUCGUGCACGGCAACCUAUGCCUUCACGUUCUUCGUGUACUGGGCAGAUGGCACCGAGACGAACUUUUUCAUCGGGUUGGUCUAUGUGGUGGCAAAUGCGUUCUGUCUGUGGAGCAUCAUCGAGUUCUUUCUGACCACCGUCUGGUUCCACGCCAUUCGGCUCAUUCUUGGCAUGCCGCGGCUACCUCGUAAGGACUUUAGCAAAGGCUUGCCGAAGACUGGCCGCACCAUCCUGUCGUACUGCCUGCUCUCGCGCCAAGAGGAAUCCUCGGAAGAGACUUUCCGCACCGCGCUGGCUGCCCACCUGGCCAACUUGGACCCCGAGUCCCGCAUCACCACUGCUGUGGUCUCUGUGUCCUCCGCGCUGUCGGUGGUGCGCUGUGAGAUGAACUGCCGAGACAAGUGCCGAGAGGAGAUCACGAAGACCCUGACGUCGGAGGUGUCGGCGCUGCUCCAGGCCUUUCCGAAGGCCUUCGAACAGAGUACUGAGCCAGCUGCCCGAAUGCGCAGCGUGUGCAGUGCUCUGGAGACUGUGGGCAAGGCCUCCUGCCACCGAGCCGAGUACUGGCUUCAGUGCCUGGAGUCCGACUGGGCCAGCGCACGCGGCUGCGCGGCAACCUUGGAAGAGAACCUGCACCUCCGCGUGGAGGAUGCCGCGCGGCACUUCCUGUACCUGCACAGGAACUGCAAGAUCCUGAAGAAGCCUGGCCAGUACCAGGAUCUCAUGGUUUUGGCUUCCACGGGGAGCAACGAGGCUUAUACGUACCUCCAUGAGGACUAUGGCUCCCUGGGUCGGAAGUUCCGAAGUCCUUGCUUUGGCUUCGAGUCGAACAUGGAGAACGAUGGCCAGCCUGAAGAGUUCGAUGCAGCCUGCGAGGACUUGAAGAUUCGAGGCCGCGAGGACAUCAUGCUUGUGGCGGAGUAUGGCAGGGAUGCUGAGAACCGAUACUACUACACCAUGGUCCUGGAUUCUGACACGAUCUGCCCCCCCCGAAGCAUCCGGCGCCUUGUGGAGACGGCGGAGCACGGGCGAAACAAGUCGUACGGCAUCAUCAACGCCAACCUUGCAAACGACUACUCUGCGGACGACAGCUGCACUUGGCACAUGUGGAGGAAUGCCCUUAUGGAGGUCUCCACGGUGAACUUGCAGCGUGGCCAGUUCUGGAUCUUUAACCGGGUGGGCUUCUAUGGCAAAGGCUUGAUCCGGAAUGAUCUCUACAUUCCCCGCCUCAUCGGCCGACCAGGCAGCGUCAUCGAAGCGCUUCCCAUCGACAUCCUCAGCCACGACACGGUUGAGGCGAAGUUGUUGCAGCCUGCUAUCGAUGUGGAUGUCACGCUCUACGAGGAUGUCGCGAGGAACCCGAUCUCCGCCAUGUCGCAGUCCACGAGGUGGAUGCUUGGGGAGGUGCGCAACUGCUGCUACCAUGCCAGUGGCAUCUACACACCCAUGGUGAAGGUGCUCGCCGCCAUCCACUCCCUGGCCACGAAGUGGGAGCUGCCAAAGAAGAAGUACGUGCGCUGGCGCGAUGUUCCGUGCGCCACCUCUGCGGAGUACCUGUCGCACACGGGCUUCCGCCUGUUCCACGCAGGACCUGGCAUUCUGCUGAUCAAUCUGUUCUCGACGGUCUUGGCGUCGAACGAUUGGGGGCUUCAGCUGAACAUCCUGCCGCUGCUUGGGUUCUCGGCGUUGCUUUUCACGGUUUUGGCGCUCUUCAUCAUUCCCAAGGGCUUCCUCAUCCUGGACAAGUUGCCAUCACUCCGCCUCGGGCGGUACUGCCUCCUCUCGAGGAAGGCUUCAAAGAUCGGAGAUGGCAAGUUUGGCGACCCGGACGAGAAGCUCGAGAAGGACAUCUCCUCUCAGUUUUUGUUCAUCGGCGGUCAAGAUGCCUCUGACAGCGACUCGAGCUCCUCCAGCUACAAGAAGGCUCGCUUUCAGCUCAGUCGCUGCUCGGUUCUCUCCAGGCAGCUGGCCCUUUCGGUCAUUGAGAUCGUGCUGUCCAUCCUCCUGUACUCUCCAGAGCUCAUCCUCGGGGUUCUCCGCGUCGUCCGCGCCGUCUGGGCGCAGUCUUCGGGCUCGGCAAGCUGGAAGCCGCAGGAUGCUGUGGAGCGAGAGGUGGAGCAGAACUUGUCAUUGUGGUACGUCUUCAAGAAGACCUGGGUCGUUUUCCUGUGCGGCGUGGCCUACAUGACGUACAUCAUCGUCUUCCAGGUGAAGGACCUCCUUGUGUGGCUCAUAGUGGUUCCCUGGAUCCUCUAUCCGCUCUCCACCUAUGCCAUGUGCCGACGCGUCCCUCAAUCAGCGAAGAACUGCUGGCUCUGGACAUGGGUGAUGGACAUCAAAGCGGCUGAGAGGAAUCUCCUGUGA
Symbiodinium natans is the source of this 4074-nucleotide messenger RNA. The record is from the annotation of a GenBank genome assembly. Lineage: Eukaryota; Dinophyceae; Suessiales; Symbiodiniaceae.